Molecule: messenger RNA, 1417 nt
Organism: Cyclopterus lumpus (lumpfish)
Lineage: Eukaryota; Metazoa; Chordata; Actinopteri; Perciformes; Cyclopteridae
Gene: p2ry2.1
Product: purinergic receptor P2Y2, tandem duplicate 1
Exons: 5
Coding region: 108-1139 (343 amino acids)
Biological process (GO): G protein-coupled receptor signaling pathway
Cellular component (GO): plasma membrane
Molecular function (GO): G protein-coupled UTP receptor activity; A1 adenosine receptor binding
Source: RefSeq, a predicted model, not a curated record
AGUCAGAUAUAUACAGUACUUCUACUCGUAAGAAUGAGGAACCAUUGCACAGGAUGGUCGGUCUUUGAAAGGCGGUAGCAGUCAUUCAGAGUGCUUUCACAACCGAGAUGGCCACCUUUGACGGCAACAUGACCGGCCUGACCAAUGAUAGCGCCUUCUAUUGUCGCUUUAAAGAAGAUUUUAAAUAUGUCCUCCUCCCUGUCAGCUACGCCCUGGUCUUUGUCAUCGGCCUGGCGCUGAACGCCACCGCCUUGUAUGUGAUUGUCUUCCGUACGAAGAGCUGGAAGCCCUCCACCAUCUACAUGUUCAACCUGUCCAUGUGCGACACUCUGUACAUCCUCACCCUGCCCUUCCUCAUCUAUUACUACGCGGAUGAGAACGACUGGCCCUUCAGUGAGCCGCUCUGCAAGGUCAUCCGCUUCCUGUUUUACACCAACUUAUAUGGUUCAAUUCUGUUCCUGUGCUGUAUCAGUCUGCAUCGCUUCAUUGGCAUCUGCUACCCAGUCCGCUCCCUCCACUGGGUCAGCGCUCGUCGGGCCAAGCUGGUAUCUGUGGCAGUGUGGGCCUUUGUUUUACUCUGCCAGGCACCUAUUCUCUACUUCUCAAGAACUAGGUAUCGGGAUGGUGUGCGGAUCUGCUACGACACAACUAGCCCGGAGCUCUUUGAUGACUUCCUGGUGUACAGCUCAGCCGUGUCAGUACUCAUGUUUGCCCUGCCCUUCAUGGUGGUGAUGGUGACCUACGGCCUCAUGGUGCGGAAGCUUCUGGAGCCUGGCUGGGGGUCUGAAGGGGGUGGGGGGGUGGGCGGGUCACAACGAACCAAGCAGAAGUCGGUUAAAAUGAUCAUCGUUGUGCUGGCAACGUUCAUGCUCUGUUUCCUACCCUUCCACCUCACCAGGAGCCUUUACUAUUCUUUUAGAUACCUAAGGCAGGUCGAUCCAUCGCAGAUCAGCUGCAGGUUGUUGGAGGCCUCCAGUGUGGCCUACAAGGUAACCCGACCUUUUGCCAGUGCCAACAGCUGUUUGGACCCCAUCCUGUACUUCCUGGCUGGGCAGGACGCCCGCAGUAACCUCGUCAAAAAGAAGUCAUCUUCAUUGGGACCAACAAGCGUAACCCAACGCCUGACAACUCAAUUCUGAUCCAAUACCUGAAAAAAUGCAAAAGUGUGCAGGGACAAAUACAUUCAUUAUUGCUCGUCUCUUGUGGUAGAUGUGACGCACCGACAGGGGCGGAUGCAUUCAGAUUUUCAUCUAUGACCCAGAAUAAAUACAAUUUUGGAUCUGACCAAUGUAAAUGAGGACAGUACAUUUAUAAUGACUGACUCGUGCAGCACAUUUAUAAUUUACGGCAGGAUUUCUACAGAUCAUAUUUUAUUUUGUUUUGUCAUGUUUGAACAGGGCUGCACGGUGGUGUAGUG